AUGCCAUCCUUCUUCCGUUCUCUGGCUCUCCACGCCCUCCUGGCCGGCGCUCUAGUGACCCAGGUCACCAACGCCUAUCCCCAGCCCGCUGUUGCUCGUUCAGAAGCUGCAACCACCGAACCCGCCUCGCAGCUCCCUGCCUUUGACGACGCCGACGGCGCGCUGUACACGCGCUCGAAGCCGUUGAAAAUCGGCCAAGAACCCAGCAAAAGCUACAACUGUCCCGCGACCAACAACUACGGCGAGACCGCCUACACCUCCGGCCAGCUGCAAGCGGCGUUUAUCCAGGCAGCCCAGUACGCCAAUGAUGGCCAACAGAUCGGAGACCCGUAG
Aspergillus terreus NIH2624 is the source of this 333-nucleotide messenger RNA. RefSeq lists its product as uncharacterized. The transcript is spliced from 2 exons. The record is from RefSeq and is a predicted model, not a curated record. The coding region runs from base 1 to 333 and encodes 110 amino acids. NCBI's taxonomy places the organism in Eukaryota, Fungi, Ascomycota, Eurotiomycetes, Eurotiales, Aspergillaceae.